Molecule: messenger RNA, 6316 nt
Organism: Dermacentor andersoni
Lineage: Eukaryota; Metazoa; Arthropoda; Arachnida; Ixodida; Ixodidae
Biological process (GO): regulation of transcription by RNA polymerase II
Cellular component (GO): transcription regulator complex
Molecular function (GO): transcription coregulator activity
Source: RefSeq, a predicted model, not a curated record
UACGUUUGCAUCUUGUUUACAACAUGGCUGCCCGGUAAUGGUGAUGCAGAACGGGAGUUCUCUCCGUUCUGCUUGUAGAAGCUACGUUAUAGCGUUUAGAUUAGGUUAUCUGCAAUAAGGGAACAGCAAAACAACCGUUCAAAGAUGCCGGCACUAAUCGAACGACCAAAGAUGAGCCUGCAGAUGUGGGCGGCUUUGAAGAGCCACAUCAUGCGCGAACGGGAAAGGAAAAAGCAAGAGCAAGAAGCUGACGAAGCAAUCGAGCGGCUGCGUCGAGAACAGGAAUUGAAGCGCAAACAGGAUGCCAUGACGUUGGAGGAGAUAAAAGAUCAGGUCAUGCAGUCAGAGAAGAAGCUCAAAGAGCUGAAGGACGAGAAGCAUCAGCUUUUCAUGCAACUCAAGAAAGUACUCCAUGAAGAUGACACUCGUCGUCGUGCACUAGACAAAGAGGCCAGCGAAGUGGCUGCAGCCCAAGCUGCUGCGGCCAGUCAGGCCUACGCUAACCACCAGGCUCUCGGCAUUGUGGGCGGAGCAGGCCAAGCCCAGCCGCUCUACAUCCAAAGCCUAGGCCGCACACCUGUCUUGUACAAGAUGACAAGCCCACAAUCUGGCAAUACCAUCAGGACCCACUCAAGCUCGCUGAAGCGGCCUCACUCACCUUCGCCGCCCCUUUCAUCACACUCCCAGACUGGUUACCAGGCUCCCCAGUUCACGUACAAGGCACAGGUCACUGCAUAUGGCUCCAAGCUUGUCCCAUAUCCAACAGUCGUAACAUCAGGAGCACAGCAAACUCCAGUCUACUAUGCGGCUCACCACAUCCUUUCAGGCGGCGAGACAAGCGCGUCGCCUAUCUACAAUGCAACCACAUAUGCACCACAGUUCACCACCCAUUCCUCAACAGCAACGGAACUUGCGUUGAAACAGCAUGGAGUUGUAACACCAACCUCGGCUUCAUCAUCACAGGGGCAAGGUUACACACACAUCUCACAGCAGGCUUUCCAAAAGCAUCUGGAACACGGCAGCAGCAAGGGAGCUGCAUCGUCAUCUAGCAGCACUUACAGCGAUGACAAGUUUUACGUCCAGACGAAUGUGAUCCCUCGAGCUUCACUCUCUGGGUCACUUGUGACAGGGCAGCCGGUUGUGCCGGUGUCACGCCAAGUGAACGGCACAUUUGCGGGGCAGGGUGUUCAGCGUCACCAGUACACUAGUCAGUCGGGAACACGGUUUUACUGAAGCCACCAAAGCACACAGUUUGCUGUCCUUUUGUUUUAUUUUGGUUUCCUUUUCUUUUUUACUUUGGUUGUUUGUUUUCAUUCUUUUCUUCUUUUUUUUUUUAAGACCAGGUUUUUGAAUGUCUGCUUUAUUCCAUGCUGUUUUCUAGCUGGCUAUUGCAGCAUCAAGUCAUACACAACCCGCAUUUUCUCUUAUUAUUUUUUUUUUAUAUAUACAAGAGCAGUAAUGGUAUGGAUUAUUGAAAACUGUUCUGAAAAAUUGUAGUUGUGUGCCUGACACACAUGUUGGCAAUCCAUUCACUUGUUUCCGGUGAUGUGUCACAAGAGCCAUGCUAAUGUUGAGUGCCAUAUGAAUGGUUUUGCAUAAUCUCGUUAUUUUCAAUUUGCAAUCAUUAACUAAUCAUUCCACGCAACACCCUUCACUUAACAGCAUUGGUCAGCAUUGAGAGCUUUCAGUUAAUACACAUUGGUGUAUGUAAGCGACAUGUGGAGUGAGCUUCUAUUAUGAUGAAUUCUCAAGUAUCAGAAUCUGAUUCUGCUGUUCACAUGGCUUGAGGUGAAUGGUUAUCCUUACUGUUUCCAAAAUGCUCCAUGUGAUGGCAUGAAUGAACUAUGGCACAGCAAUUAAUUUAUGAGUGAAGUCAUUGUGCAUCCUGUCAUUUUGCACUGCUGCAGUAAUGUCCCAAGAUCUUUUUUUACAAUAUCAAAGUUAUCCACACCAUUGAUAUUAAGGACUCAACAUCCUUGACACUCAACAACUUGACAAGGACAUACCUAGAUAACUAAUGAGGACAGUUUUGUCAUCAGUAUCAAGGACUUCUUAUGAUUGUCACUAAGCACAUUGUUGUAACAGUCGUCUUGCCAUGACCAAGGUGAUUGAAGCCAUUUGUGUUGAUCUCCUAUAAUGACGUCAGCAAUAGCCUUGUUUUUUUUUUUUUAUGUGUGCUGAUGAUUCGCUUCACAUGCAAUAAAAAGCAAACAUCGCACUGAAGCUAUAAACAGCUUUCCAGCAAUUGCUGGUAACAUGUCGUCUAUGCAGUCAUGCUUGUGUAUAUGAGCCUUGUCCCAAAGUUCCUGUAGCACUGUACGAACCAUAACAUUACCAGUCAUGCAACAUACAGUGAUCUCCAAGACAUUCUUUUUUUGGCAACAUUGUGUUUGGCUCGGCAACGUGCCUGCAUUAACAUUGUUAGUGGUGCUCGGGAACUGCCGCAUUGCAGGCAAUACCAAGUUGUCCAACCGCCGAGUCACUGUGUACAAUUUACUGUAGCCCACUGUCCAUGUAUUAUGUGCACGUGCCUGUGUCCUUUCUUCAAUGCUUUUUCAUGUUAUGCAACUGCAGCCACUAAUAUUCAAGUCCACCCUCUGAUAUGCAAUGUAUGCAUGCACGACUUGCUGUGGGGGUAUUCUGGAAGUGUCCGCCCAGUAGACAUGUCUAUUUCAUCUGUGCUGGAGUUACGAUUGGCUGGGCUGGGGUACACGUUGGAAGGAGACAAGCGUCCACAGCCAAUCAGCACUUGAGCGGCAGAUGAAAUGGACAUGUCCACUGGGUGGAAACUUGCAGAAUAGCCUCCUGAUCUGUACUAAGCACACCUCUAUGCAGAUGGUUCGUCGACAUAGAACAACCUUCUGAUUCACCUUAUUGCAGCUGCUUGCGUUACAGCCCAAAGUUACACCUGACACGUACUGAUCCCAAAGACAUGAAGUUUGUAUAAUACAUUGCACUGUGCAACAGCUUUAAUGCCAUAAUUAUCAUAUUUACAGGCUGUAUUUGUGCUGUUCACUCAUGUGUGGAAAGAAAAUGCGCACCGUAGGGUAUUGUUCGCUUGAGGGCAAGACUCUUCUCGGUGUUGCCUGCGCUUUAUGGUGAGCAAACUUGCAUACAGCUGCACCAUUGGUGUCUACAGUGUGGUCCACUGUUGAGGUGCAAAUGUGCAAGAGCAUUGUGUGAGCAAAUUCACCGGUGUGACUAUAGUCAGUGAUGGGUCAAAAAUGCAGCAGCAAGUGUCUCUCAAAGGGAACAUGUACACAUGCAGCAGCGAAUCACCUCCUCUAUAGACACCCUAUCCUCUGAAUCCAUGUCCUCGGCUUUAAUUGGACGCUUCCUUAACAAGGAGCUCCUCACUUUGCUGGGAGAUGUUUUGCAUCCAUCAAGCAUCAGUGACAGGACUGCGGAGCAAUAAAUCAGGCCAUUAGUGCACUUAGCCUUUUCCGGUACAUCAAAACAUUUUUUUUUUUCCAGUUCAGUUUAUUUCUAUUUAUGAUUGCAAACGUUGCUGUAAAUUGUUUGGCUAGUUGGUUCAUUACGGCAGCAAAUGAGUGCCUUGGUCUCCUUGCUUGUCUCUCGUGUGCUCUGGCACCGCUGGCUGCCUGUCUGGGUACACCUCAGCAGUAGUGAGCGAGAUGGCGGGAGAAGCGGUACGAGAAGGGGCGAGGGGUGUCGGAGAGGAGGUACUUUGUGUACAAGGCCAGUGUCUCUCCCCCUUUUUCAAACGACCCAUGUGUACGGCGGACUGUCUUCUCUGCUCCUACACUUGUACAUUUUGGCUGCUUGUGUGUACGCUGCGUGACCACGACGUGCUCAUUGUUGCUCAACAGCUCCUCCCCUUCGUGCCAGUGGCAUUUGUAGGGGGAACUAUUUCUUGAAGCACGGAGGGGAUAAACAACAGGUGCACCACGCUUUCUUGGGAGAAGCUCCUGUGCGUUCUUGACUUGUCACAGACCAUAGUUUGGAGACAUCUGCACAGCAAACAAAUUGAGGCUGAUUUACCUGGCUUUCUCAGGUUUACCUGGUUUACCUGAUUUAUCUGCUUAGUAUGCUGACACUGUUUCUGCUGGCAGCCGCAGCUGAAGUGCCCCCAGAGUGCGAGACAUCUGCUUGCAUGUUCCACUUAGCAGUGUACCACACUGUGCAUACUAGUAAGCGCACAUUCAACCUGUGGAAAAAAAAUAAAAUGUACAUGGUGCUUACAGCCUCUUGAGGUAUGUACACAUUGGAAAGAUUUCUCAACUCACUUUGUGUGUCUGUUCUUCAGCCUGCCGUGCGUUGUACAGAAGUGCGAGAUCUAAUGUUUGACUAUGUCUUGUACAUUUCUUCAAGUGUACUUUCUUUUUUCAGUUUCGAGCCUUCGCCUCACUUUAGUCGAAGUUUUACAAUGUGUGCUUUUUGAUGUUGUGCCGACCUCUGCUUACCUGCUUGUUUUUUAACGUGUCCAUUGCUUACAACAUGAACAUAUAUAUAUACAUGCUUCUGCUACUGCAAAAGUAGCGACAGAGUAGCUUUGAACAGCUUUAGCUGUUUGAGGGCACAAGAGUACUGCAAACAGGUCAGAGUACUUGGAAAUGCCAACCAAUCAAUAAUAUUGAAGUCACUAUCAGGGUUCUAACAUUAUUAUCUACAACCUCAGAGUGAGAAGUCAUUCUUUCAUAAAUUAUUUCCUAUUGUUUCUUGUCCCCCUCUCUCCAUUAUAUGUCCCUUGUCAUGUGCUCUUUAAAGCACAAACCAGAAACCCUUGGUCAGCUUUCAGUUCUGAUGUACCUACCAACUUUUGAAGUUUGUUGUACAAGCUCUGACCAUAUAUAUGCAUGUCCUGGGUUUUCCAAGCCUGUCUGCAGCACUUUGUUACCCCCUCUCUAGUGCUUCAUUCACAGUAGGUUCUUGCCUUGUGUGGCAUUGUGUACAAAGGUGUGCCAUUGGUGGAUGUAUUUCCACUGUGAUUAUUACACAGCAGUCACAUCACCUUUCUCAUGUGGCUGCACUUUUUUUAUGCAACCUCCCACACAGCAGAACUGACCGUGCGUCACAAUGCGCAAAAAUAUCUAUUUGGAGAUUCGCCAACUGGCUCAAGUGUAAGCAAGUGGCCAGGUAACGUUGCUUGAAGAGAAAAAGCACACAAGUACAGAGCCUUCCAUAUGCGAAGAGUACACAGCCAUUAAUGCAUGCUCCAAAAUGAAGAGCCUCGGCUUCCUGUUUUCAACACGGUCUUGCCUAGUUUUCUACUGAAGUCUCAUCCGACACAACCUUCUUUACAUCCUGUAUUCUUCAUAAGCACAUGUUUGUCAAAUGCCAAGGUUGUUGAGAAAAAUUGGACUUACUUUAUUAUUAUAUCUGUGUUCGUUAUAUUGAGGUUCGACUGUACAGUUAAGUCAAAGAGUUGGUAAAAAUAAACUGCGUCUACAGAGCAUCUUAGCCAUGGCGAGAUGGCUGUGUUAGGGAUUUUGGCUUGGCCGCUGAAGCCGUCAACAAAUUUGCCCAAGAAGCAAGAAACAACCAGUGGAUCAUAGGACAUGCACUCCCGCAAAGAGAACCUUUUAAGUCUAUUCUCAGCCAAGGCAAACAAACUCCAGCCUGUGAUUUGCACCGUCGCAAUGCCUUUCAGUCAAUAAUAUCACAGCUCUUGUGCACAGAUUGUGACUGGCAUGUGGUUUCCUUGAUGCAUACUACAUGACUGGAAUGGCAAAUAGCUGUGGCCAUCCUCACGCUUGCAACGUCGCAUUCAGCACUGUAUGCCUUUUGCCCCCUCCCAUUGACGGUACUCUUGCCAUGUUGGAGGCUCUGGAAGAGAACAUAGCUGAAGUGGCAACUGGUGACACGAAAUGCAAGCUUCCUGCGCGGAGCUUCAUAUUGUAUAGCAACCACGAUACCGUAGUUGAGUUCUCAGCCACCUGGUGGUGCUAACAUGAUGUAGGUGCAGACACACCUGCAGCAUGCGACACCUUGUAGCCACGCUGAUGAAGCGACUUUCUCCGAUUCAAUAUUUCUCGCUUCCUUCCCGGCACCAUACUCGUCAGCCGGCACAGCUGUUAGUAGUUUGUUUACUACUUUUUGCCAUACAUUUUUCUGUACACUUAAGAAAAAACCUAUUCAGAGCCCUAUAUAUCUAUACAAUAUAUAAAUAUAUAUAUAUACACUCAUAUAUAUAUAUAUACACAUAUGUAUACAAGAUUUUAGCAUGGAGCAUUUUGCCAAAGGAAAGCUGUGUCAUUUUUUUAUCCUUUCUGUCCUCUCCACUCUUUCCCGCCCAGUUAUGUUUUUGUUGUAUAUUUACAUUGCAACAAUAAAGGGAGCCAAGUUAUUGUCUCAA